Lampris incognitus (smalleye Pacific opah) is the source of this 3998-nucleotide messenger RNA. It is a transcript of the gene ushbp1, whose product is annotated as Usher syndrome 1C binding protein 1. Bases 441 to 2585 code for a protein of 714 amino acids. The record is from RefSeq and is a predicted model, not a curated record. Lineage: Eukaryota; Metazoa; Chordata; Actinopteri; Lampriformes; Lampridae. The transcript has 14 exons.
AGGAGUGUUGAACGAGAGAGACAGAGAGAGGAGAGACAGAGACAGAGACAGACAGACAAACAAGAGAGAGAGGAGAAACAGAGACAGACUGACAGAGAAACGAGAGAGAGAGAGAGAGAGAGAGAGAGAGAGAGAGAGAGAGAGAGAGAGAGAGAGAGAGAGAGAGAGCAAGAGACAGACAGACAGACAGACAGACAGACAGACAGACAGACAGACAGACAGACAGACAGACAGACAGACAGACAGACAGAGAAGCAGGGACGGAACAAGACUCUCAAGCACACAGGCUGGCCGUGCAUUGCAGCAGAAACUGGGAGAAGUUUUGGAAGGUAUAAUCAUACAAAACAACAGGACAGCAAUAACUACACAACUAUGCAUGGUUGUUCAAAUGCUCAAUAGAAGACAGAACAGCAAAACAGGAACUUUAUCAUCGCCGAGGUAUGGAGGAUUCCAGCCUGAUCAGAUGUGACAGUCUGAACUCUCGGUCGGUGUUUGGCAAGGAGGCGAUGACCCCUGUUGCCCGGGUGACACUUGAAGCUGUGGGCUCGCAGCCGGUAGCAAAUCCUGAGCCAUCACCAGCAGAGCUGGCCCAGUGCGAGGCUGAGGUUGGCACCCUGCUGAGCAUCAUUGCUGAACUGAACAAGAAAAUGGGGACACUAAAGGCACCGAGUGAACCAGAAGACUUUCAUCUACCAGAUCCGUACACAUCUCCGGGUCCUGACCCUGUGACACUUGGGCUAGUCAGGUGCAGCCCGGAGAGGAAGACUGCUGCUGACACCACCUCUAAACUUCCAGUCACCAACAGAGGUGGAAGUGGUGAGGUGUGGUCAAAACUCCAGGAGGUUCUCUCAGCAGUGGAGGACUCCAUCAGUUUCAGGAGGUCUUGGGCUGUCCCCGUCACCGUCUCUGAUCACGGCAAACAGAGAGAACAUCUGGCAGCAGCACAGCAGAGCUGGGUUCAAGCCUCUCAGAUACUGGCAGAGAUAGAAAGAGAGUUUGGGAUUUCGUGCCCAUCGGCUUUGCCAACUGAGGAGCGUUACAAGUACCAGAGGGACAUCAUGGGUCUGCAGAAGCGAAACUGUGCUCUCAGAACCACCCUGAAAAGCUGCCAGGAAGAGCUAAACGGCGCAAAGGAUGCCUUGAAUCAUACGGAAGAAGAGAGGCAUAAACUACAGGAGAUGUUGGUGGAUGCUGAAAAGGCGUGGCGGUCAUGCAGUCCCUCCCCACCCUACAGCACCAAAGGCACUGCCAGCGGUGGAGCUGUGAGACCAGACUGGUCCUCUCCUCCGUUUCCCAGUUCUCCACUGCUCUUCAGAAAACCCAAAACCCCUUCUGACAGGGACGUCUCUCCAUUGGCGUCCCCUGGCUCAGAAAGAGCCUCGCUGGGCAGCUGUUGUCCAAGCCCCUUUGUCAGCACCGGAAGCGAGACAGAAAGAUUGCAAAGGUGCAUGGAGAAGCUGAAGGCUAGGAACGAGCGUCUGACUGCAGCUCUUGAGCACAGGAAGGGGGAGUUAGAGCAAAUCAGCCUGACCCUGAGCAGACAUGAGGCUGAUAGAUCUGCCCUGCAGAUGGCUCUCAGAUAUUGCGAGGAGUGUGAGGAGGCCUACAGUCAGCUUCUGUUGCUUUAUGAGGCUAAGAAUCAGCAAGGCAUUCCAGUCUGGACAGAUUCAGCAGAGCAGGUAAAUGACAGGCAGCAACAUGGCAGUCCAAAGUCCUGGCACAGGAGCCCAGGAACAGAAGAGCUGUCAACUUCCUUCUCAACAGCAGAUGGUGCAGAGGAGACUGAAACGCACAGCCACACAAGGCAUGGGGAGUCUGACUUGGAAGAGAGGGAGACUGCUCUUCACCAGCAAAUUGAACGCCUGAAGAGAGACCGGGCAGCCAUUUGUAUCCCUAAACCUGGCCCUGGAGGAAAGGGCAAACUGAGCCCUGACCCUGCUACCCUGAAUGGAGGAGGGGCAGGACAUGGGGCUAAAGACACACCCAACCCUUCUGAUAUCCAGAAAGAGAAGGCCGCCCUGCUCCAUAAGCUUAUCACUGUCAAGGAGGAAAUGUCGGAGCUGCGAGGUCUGAUCCGUCUCACAGAGAGAGAAUGGAGGUAUCUUGACCGGAGUUUGAUGGCUCAGAAGGCCAAGGACGCAGCUGGAGCGCUCAUCUCGGAAAGCCUCAGAGAGGAGCAGGAGGAGCGCAAGACUGCACAACAGAAGCUGGCUGAGGAUGUAGUUAAGAUGGCUAGCGAAGGAGACAUCCCCGGCCCUCGGAGUAUAACCAUUCUGAGAGAGCUGCGGGCCAUCCUGCAGAGAGAACAAGCUCUGAAGAGGAGGCUGUCCGCUGUACAUGAUGCCUUGGAAACCGCUCUUUCAGACAGCGCAUCCUGCAAGAGCGAUGAGUACAUGGUCCAGCUCGCAAAAGUUCACGGCAAAUCCAGGGUUUCGGACCAUGAUGCUCGCAGGAAGUACCGGGAGCAUGGUUGGAGGCUGGAGCAGAAGUGGACAGCCAUGUCAGAAAAUCACCAGAGCCAGAUUGGGGCACUGAGGGCCACAGUAGAGGCCUCUGAGCGGUCACAGGAAGAGACUGUUCUGUGAUUUCAUGAUUAAAAGUUGUUUUUAUCACGUUCCAGCCUUCUGCAACAUCCAGCUUUGAGUCAUCCCAUCUACCAGUCUACAUCUUUGCUGAAUCCAUACUGCUGAUACGCAUUGUAAUGGCCUGCAAGAUGGCUCAGUGCUAAUGACUGCAUUGUCACAGUCUAUUUUUGUAUUGUCAUCCUUUUUAAGUGUGUUUUUAAUUCUCCAAACCUAUUGGCUGACCUAUCAACCUUGACUGACUGACCAACCUACCUACCUACUGCUUACAUUUUCCUUUGGCAGCAAACCAAUAGGUAAAAGUGAAUUGGAAUAAAGAAGAUGCUUAUGGUUGCGCUUUCCAGUCCUUUUAAUGUGAAUAGCACACGGCUUGAGCCCAAACUAAUAAAUAGAAAAGGAGUCGGAAGCACAUCUCAUCACAGGUGGACACGCUGCCACCUCAUCACUCAGAGAUAUUGCUUUCAGGUAUUUAUGAAUAGCUAGACUGACUCAAGGAGGGAAUGUACUCAGGACUUCAGGAGUGACCUCGGGAGUGCACAUGUCCUUUUUCCGAGCCAUUCUCUGCUACUCUGUUGUGACAACGUUCAGUGAAGGGGGAUGGGGCCGGGACAAUGGCUGGCGUGCACACAAAAAUCGACAGCUUGCCCAUUUGUCUUUUUGCCACUUCGCAAUUCUCCAUCUUUCUUGUUCCCUCCCUUUAUAUCGCUCUUCUUUCUCACACGCAGCCUCUCUGACUCUCUCGCCAUCUCUCAUAUCAUAUGACCCUCUCUUCACAUAUCCGUCAGCCAUGUGCCCAACGCUUCAUCUUUAUCCUCAUUUCCUCGCUUUCAAUUUCUCCCUCUCCACCCUUAUCUCUCAAUAAUCUCUAUCCUUUUCUCCCUCCUUACCCCCCUCCAUUCUGAACGAUGCUAGUUGAUCAGCUGCAGCUGUGACCAGCGGUCAGGAGGUUAAGGCAAAGGUUGAGUGUCACACCCACAGGGUCACAGCGAUGCCUGGCUGUUGUGUUGGCCAGUGAAUGGAGGGUUCAGGAGGCCAGACGAUGUGGUGAGUCCCUGAUGCCCUGACUCUUGCGGAGCUUGCCCUUUCCCGAGCAAGGGUCAUCGGGUAGGGCUCGGGCCCUCCCCAGCUCCAGGUCACCGUCAGUAUUGUAAAUAACUGCCAUUUGACCAGAUGAUAAAAUUAUCAUUCAUUUUGCUCUCUCUCUCUCUGUCUCCCCCGCCAAUGUUUGCCCUUUCUGCGGGGUAAUAGAAACCAUUUUUACAGUGCGGACGAUUUGAAAACCUGUUUGUUGUUAUAAAUACUCUGUUUGAACCACUCAAUGAGACAUUCUCUGAAACUGUUCUUCGUUUUAUGAGCUGGAUCACAGUUAGAUGAAUAAGUCUGUAUAUCAGCAGUCGGACUGGAAUGUAAACUAAA